Molecule: messenger RNA, 1963 nt
Organism: Drosophila yakuba
Lineage: Eukaryota; Metazoa; Arthropoda; Insecta; Diptera; Drosophilidae
Gene: dib
Product: cytochrome P450 302a1, mitochondrial
Exons: 4
Coding region: 54-1523 (489 amino acids)
Molecular function (GO): monooxygenase activity; oxidoreductase activity, acting on paired donors, with incorporation or reduction of molecular oxygen; heme binding
Source: RefSeq, a predicted model, not a curated record
UCUUCAGUGUAUUUUGAGAAUUUGCCGCGAAAAGACCAGAGAAUCGACGAAAAAUGCUGACCAAACUGUUGAAGAUUAGCUGCACUUCGAGGCAGUGCACCUUUGCCAAGCCGUAUCAGGCGAUUCCAGGACCACGAGGACCCUUUGGUAUGGGUAAUCUAUACAACUACCUGCCCGGAAUCGGAUGCUAUUCCUGGCUAAGAUUGCACCAAGCCGGCCAGGAUAAGUAUGAGAAGUAUGGCGCAAUUGUGCGGGAAACUAUAGUUCCCGGACAGGACAUCGUCUGGUUGUACGAUCCCAAGGACAUAGCUUCACUGCUCAACGAGCGGGACUGUCCGCAGCGAAGAAGUCACCUGGCACUGGCCCAAUAUCGCAAGAACAGACCGGAAGUCUACAAAACCACCGGCUUGUUGCCCACCAAUGGUCCGGAAUGGUGGCGUAUACGCGCCCAGGUGCAAAAGGAGCUGAGUGCUCCUAAGAGCGUGCGGAACUUUGUUCGUCAAGUGGAUGGAGUGACCAAGGAGUUCCUUGGGUUUCUGCAAGAAUCUAGCGAUGGCGGUGCCAUUGAUAUGCUGCCCAUGCUCACCAGACUGAAUUUGGAAUUAACCUGUCUGCUUACCUUUGGAGCUCGACUGCAGUCCUUUUCUCCCCAGGAACAAGCUCCUGAAUCGCGAUCCACCCGCUUGAUGGAUGCAGCUGAGACCACAAACAGCUGCAUCCUGCCCACAGAUCAGGGGCUCCAACUGUGGCGAUUCCUGGACACACCCAGCUUUCGAAAACUCAGCCAGGCCCAAUCCUACAUGGAGGCAGUGGCCCUGGAGUUGGUGGAGGAGAAUGUGAGGAAUGGUUCAGUGGGAUCUUCACUGAUCUCGGCGUACAUAAGGAAUCCCGAACUUGAUCGCAGUGAUGUGGUGGGCACUGCAGCAGAUUUACUCCUGGCUGGCAUCGAUACCACCUCGUAUGCCUCGGCAUUCCUGCUCUACCACAUAGCUCGAAAUCCGGAGGUGCAGCAGAAACUGCACGAGGAAGCCAAGAGAGUGCUUCCGUGUACCAAGGAUGAGCUCUCCAUGGAUGCCUUGCGAACUGAUAUCACCUAUACGAGGGCUGUGCUCAAGGAAUCACUUCGCUUGAAUCCCAUUGCGGUGGGCGUGGGCAGGAUUCUAAACCAGGAUGCCAUCUUCAGUGGCUACUUUGUGCCCAAGGGGACCACCGUGGUGACCCAGAACAUGGUAGCCUGCCGCCUGGAGCAGCACUUUCAGCAACCCCUGCGCUUCCAACCAGAUCGCUGGCUCCAGCACCGCAGUGCCCUCAAUCCCUACCUGGUCCUCCCCUUCGGACACGGAAUGCGGGCCUGCAUCGCCCGCCGUUUGGCGGAGCAGAAUAUGCACAUUUUGCUUCUCAGGCUGUUGCGUGAAUACGAAUUGGUUUGGAGCGGUACCGACGAUGAGAUGGAUGUCAAGACCCUGUUGAUAAAUAAACCCGAUGCUCCAGUGCUGAUCGAUCUGCGAUUGCGUAGGGAAUAAGUAUGUGACUGUAUUAAGACUGAGAUACCAGACUUGCUUCACUUUUAAAUAAUUCGUUUAUUAAUUAGUUUAAAUUAGUUCAUAAUUAUAAUUAGUGUAAAUUAUAUAUAACUAAUAACUAGACUUGCAUUUAAUGUGAUUGAAAGGCUGCGGGUGUUUUGGUCUAAGUACUAAAGAGAACGACAAAAAGGCAUUCAUCGAAAAUUCUUCCAAAGGGGUAUACUAGAUAGGGUUGCCAAAUACUCGAACAUAGGGCGUGUGGGUUGUCAAUCCACAGAAGAUUGCUUAUUUUGUUAACCAGAUACAUAUUUUCCUCGAGUAUUUUGUGCUUUUUCCUUUUUGUAUAUAUGUUUUCGGCUUGACAACCCAUUUCCGGGGCUUUAGUGUGUAAUUAUGCUUGACUAAAUACAUAUUCCAGUACAAUGUUUAGUUUAAAUAUA